UUUUGAACGAAAAUUUUAGUUUCUUAUAAAUAAAAAUAUUCUGAAAAUAUAAUAAAAAUGUCACGAACCGUCUAUUUAGGUCUCCGUUAUUUCCUUAAUAGUCUUGAAAAUUUGCUGUCAUUCGGUUACAGAGGUCAACCGCCAACGCAAUUGGCUGUAGCCGGCUUUCCUAGUUUUGAAUUGAACUCGCCACGAACCAGCGCAGACACCGAAAAAUCUGGUCGAUUUAGUCUCAAGGAGUUGUUGGGUGAUGGUAUUUUGUGGGCUGUGCCGAAGCAUCGACGCACAAUUGAAAAAAGGCUGAAACGCAAAUUUGGUGUACCCGAGUAUAACUGGAAACCAUUGACCGUAAAGACAAAUUUACGUAACUGUAAUCAGUGCGGUCAUGACCACGAACUGGGCGUACUAUGCCCUCACUGUUACAAAAAGGUGGAGCAGGAAACUCGUUUAAUGCAAGAUAAAAUACAGGAAAAGUUGGGACUAGAACCCGUUGAACAUGAAGUCGUCGUACUCUACGAGGGCGAGAAAUUUGAGAAAUAUGCAGAUGCGGCUGAUGAAAAAAAUGUACGCAUUGUAGAAAUGCAAAAGCCACGUCCUGUUUGGUUCAGUAAAAACUUGAUGCAAAAAACUACCGCACAGCCGGCAGACACCAAAGAAGUAAAGCCUGCAAACUUGGGCUAAGCAUGGCAAAUAUUAACAAAAAUUUCUACAAAAUUCUUUUAAUGUUAAAAUUGUUAAAAGCAAUGGAAAAUGUUCAAAUCGUUAUAAAGAACUUUAUUUACUUGUAAACAAAA
Anastrepha obliqua is the source of this 794-nucleotide messenger RNA. It is a transcript of the gene mRpL32, whose product is annotated as 39S ribosomal protein L32, mitochondrial. NCBI's taxonomy places the organism in Eukaryota, Metazoa, Arthropoda, Insecta, Diptera, Tephritidae. Gene Ontology annotation, biological process: translation. Gene Ontology annotation, molecular function: structural constituent of ribosome. The transcript is spliced from 3 exons. The record is from RefSeq and is a predicted model, not a curated record. Gene Ontology annotation, cellular component: mitochondrial large ribosomal subunit. The coding region runs from base 58 to 681 and encodes 207 amino acids.